AAAUUAUUUUCCAUUCCAACAUUUCGUUUGCUAGCAUAGAGUGUAUAGCAAAAGCAAAGUAACAAUAUUUCCUCUAUUAAAAUAAGAAAAUACUUGAUGUAAAAUAUAAAUUACAGCGCACAUCGGAGCUGCAAUUAGAUUACAACGCCGUUCGCAAUUAGCACACACGCGCGCGUUAAGUGUUGGUCAACACUUUUGAAAUAUUAACGCUUGGUACAGCCAAGAAGAAGAACGAGCGUCGUUGAUCUUAUUCCUUUUUUUUAAUUGUUCGUGGAUAAAAUUUUCAAUUAAAUUUGAGUGGUUUGUUGUGUAAGUGCGUGAACAAAAGAUAAUAUAACCGAGAUGGAAAACUCGCGACGUUCGAUUGCAACCAACGAGGACAGUAUGAGCAUGUAUUUGUCCUUUGACGCUGACGAUACGCUUGCCAGCAAAUGGCAAUCUGUGAUGACAACAAGCCAGAGUCAGAGUCAUUACAUGGAGGUGCAGCAGAGCAUGCUGAUGGACCAAACACUCGAAGACCAUAAUAAGAAGUCGGUGCUCAAGUCACUGAUUCAAAAUGAAACGACGCGCGAUCAAAUUUCCCCAUUGCGUCCAUUCGAUCAGAGUCUGCUUAAUAAACAUAACGCUUUGUGCUCCACGCCCACUAAAAAUAAAACCCUUACCGAUGUGAACAACAAGGAGAAUACACAGCCCGAUAUGGAGAAUAACACAACACUAUCUUCGACCAUUGAUGGGACUGCGUCCACAGUGAAAAUCAACACAAUGCUUACUGAAACAAAUCCCACAAUCAAUGAGAUUUCGCUGCAGGAGAUAAGCAGCAAUAAGACUAACAAUGUUUAUCCAUUAAGUGCCGAUGUCUUGCUAGAAAACAUAACCGAAGUUUCAAAUGAGGAGACUUCAAUGACUGUGCCGUCGCCUGUAGAGGAAGUUCUCGUAGAAAAGCAGGAGUCAACAAAUGCUGUCGCUACUGACAUGAUCAACGAAGUGUCCGAGUUGAUUAACAAAGCCUUGAAGCUGACUGGCAGCUCCUUGAAGCCCCUGAAAGAACCAGAGCUGCCGCCUCAAGAGAAGUGCCAGCAAAAGCCGCUACCUACAGUUAAUUUACCACGUCCACGUCGCUCCUUUUUACCAACAGCCAGCGGCCAAACAUUCAAGCAACGCAUGUCAAUUGUGGUCAAGACGACGCUGAACAGUCCAGCACGCAAAUUGGCGGCCGCUAAUGCGAGUGGACGUCGCAGUUGCUUGCCCACUGCCAGGACAAGUAUGCUGCGCAAAUCCACAAUAGUACGCUCCACUGAAAGCAGCUGCAGCAGCAGUGUCAUCAGUGUACAGUCUUCGAGCAGCUCAAAAGUAGCUACCUUGUCUGCGAAGCCAUUUGCUCGCCCAUCGCUUGCCCCGAAACCCAAGACAGCUGCUGCCACUGCUCCCAAGUUCAAUUGUCAGUUGUGCAGCGCAACCUUUUUAGCUAAACAGCAAUUGGAAGUGCAUAUGCGUAAGCACUUGGAACAUAAGAAACCGGGCGUCUGCAAGUAUUGCGAUAAGAAAUUCCAACUGGAGCGUGCACUGCAUAUUCAUCUCAUGCAGAAUUGCCAGAAAAUACCGCCAGCCGAGAAGCGUAAACUUCAAUACACGGAACUCAACCAUGAGAAGAAGGCACAGCUGCCGAAACUAUUGCCACCCGAAACGCCAGUUUCCCACUGCAAGCCAACUAUAUCAGAUUCUUCGCUGGGUAGGAGGAGCAACAAAAAAGCUGUAGUCCCAAUGGCACCGCCGGCUAGCAAGAUGCCCAAGAAGGUGCCGCAUUCGGGUGUCUAUUGUACACCAACUAAACUGGUCCCAUGUCAUAGUUGUAAGCUAUCGUUUAAGAGCGUCCUUGACUAUACCAAUCACUGUCUCACUGUGCACUCCUCGAUGUCGUUGCACAGCCGCAAACCGGAGGCAGCCACAGCACCGAGUGCUCAACAAGAUUAAAUCAAAUAAUCAUCA
Molecule: messenger RNA, 1986 nt
Organism: Drosophila sulfurigaster albostrigata
Lineage: Eukaryota; Metazoa; Arthropoda; Insecta; Diptera; Drosophilidae
Product: sal-like protein 1
Exons: 3
Coding region: 343-1971 (542 amino acids)
Biological process (GO): regulation of transcription by RNA polymerase II
Cellular component (GO): nucleus
Molecular function (GO): DNA-binding transcription factor activity, RNA polymerase II-specific; sequence-specific DNA binding
Source: RefSeq, a predicted model, not a curated record